AUGGGCGAUCCCCCGUGUAAUAGUGAGGUGGAGGAGGACAUUCCAGUCCAUGUGACCACAGAAAAUCCAAGUAAGAACUCUGAGGGAAACUUCAUCUUAUCACUAAAUUAUAAAGUAGAAGAUGAAGAUAUCGGGCAUGGCUCUUCAGGAGAAACCCUCAUUACCUGUAAUGUCCAUCCAGGACUUCAUAGAACAGAUCUGUCAAAUAAUGCUCCUAAUCAUAAGGAACCUUCUCCUGACCAAUCACAGAUUGUUAUCACAAGUACCGGGCCGAAAGAGGUUACUUGUUUUCAGUGUGGGGAAUGUGGAAAACAGUUUACAGACAUCUCAGGUCUAUAUGCACACAGAAGAAUUCACACAGUAGAGAAGUCAUAUUCAUGUUCAGAAUGUAGGAUAUGUUUUACAGAUGAACCAAAUUUUCUUAGACAUCAGAGAAGUCACACAAGAGAGAAACCAUAUUCAUGUUCAGAAUGCGGCAAAUGUUUUACAAAAAAGUCAAGUCUUGUUAGACAUCAGAGAUUUCACACAGGGGAGAAACCAGUUUCACGUUCCGAAUAUGGGAAAUGUUUUAGAAAUAAAGCAAAUCUUGCUAAACAUCAUAAAUCUCACACAGGAGAGAAUCUAUAUGUAUGUUCAGAGUGUGGGAAAGGUUUUACACAAAAGUCAUAUCUUCUUUCUCAUGAGAAAUAUCACACAGGGGAGAAGCCAUUUUUAUGUUCAGAAUGUGGGAAAUGUUUUGUCACUAAAGUAAACCUCAAGAUUCAUCAGAGAAGUCACACAGGAGAGAAACCGUAUUCAUGUUCAGAAUGUGGAAAGUGUUUUGUUACUAAAGACAGCCUCAAGGUUCAUCAGAGAAUUCACACAGAAGAAAAAAAAACAUUUAUAUGCUCCAAAUGUGGUGACUGGUUUAUAAAAAAGUCAGGUCUUGUUACACAUGAGAAAAUUCACACAGGAGAGAAGCCAUUUUGAUUUUUUUCAUGUGAAAAAGAAAUUCAGAAUUUGAAACUCAUCAGAGAAUUCGCACAUAGAAGAAACUAUAUUCUUGUUUGGAAUGUGGGAAGUGUUUCCAUGCAUUAAACAGCCUAUAUUAGAGUAUAUUUUUCUGUGGAUCUACCCUGGGUUUGCCAAACACCCAAAUUAUAUUUCCCUGAGGUCAACAGUGACCAGGAUCCAUGGAGGAAAAGUACUGUGGAUUUGAGGAAAAAGAAGAGCGUUGUUUACUGUCAGAGCAGUGAAGAUGAUUGUCCCCAUGGACCUUGCUUCUUACCAUAUUCAUACCUCCGCCAGCACUGCAGGAGAAUCCAGAGGGACACAGUGAGAAACGGAAGGACACCUCCUGUAGACUUUUAUGUAACCUAUGUGGACAUAUGGAAUGGGUAUUUGCUCUUCAUUAAUACAAUAUAUCAAGAUAAAGGUGAUGGGGAAAUAACAAUUUGAGUUGACAAUAAUUUGU
Molecule: messenger RNA, 1453 nt
Organism: Bufo gargarizans (Asiatic toad)
Lineage: Eukaryota; Metazoa; Chordata; Amphibia; Anura; Bufonidae
Product: gastrula zinc finger protein XlCGF7.1-like
Exons: 2
Coding region: 1-969 (322 amino acids)
Biological process (GO): regulation of transcription by RNA polymerase II
Cellular component (GO): nucleus
Molecular function (GO): DNA-binding transcription activator activity, RNA polymerase II-specific; RNA polymerase II cis-regulatory region sequence-specific DNA binding
Source: RefSeq, a predicted model, not a curated record